AUGUCUUCUUAUGCAAAGUUUAUGAAAGAGCUCUUGUCUAAAAAGAGGAAGCUGGAUAUGGAAAAAUUGGUACCACUCACUGAAGAGUGCAGUGCCAUUUUGCAAAGAAAACUGCCUCAAAAAUUGAAGGAUCUAGGGUCAUUUAGCAUACCCUGCUUUAUUGGAAACUGCACAAUAGGAAAAACUCUUUGUGAUUUGGGGGCAAGCAUAAAUUUAAUGCCUUUAGCCAUUAUGAAGAAGCUGGGAAUUGAAGAGGUAAAGCCAACAGGGAUAACACUUCAACUAGCAGACAAAUCUUAUACAUAUCCCUAUGGAGUAGUGGAAGACCUCUUAGUCAAGGUAGACAAGUUUAUAUUCCUUGCAGACUUUGUUAUACUUGAUAUGGAGGUAGAUGUGGAUAUCCCUCUCAUAUUAGGAAGGCCAUUUUUAGCCACAGGGAGAGCCUUAAUAGAUGUGUAG
Messenger RNA from Abrus precatorius (Indian licorice), 459 nucleotides. RefSeq lists its product as uncharacterized. Lineage: Eukaryota; Viridiplantae; Streptophyta; Magnoliopsida; Fabales; Fabaceae. The record is from RefSeq and is a predicted model, not a curated record. The transcript has a single exon. Bases 1 to 459 code for a protein of 152 amino acids.